This is a messenger RNA of Dichotomopilus funicola, 1485 nucleotides long. RefSeq names its product putative transporter MCH2. Gene Ontology annotation, molecular function: transmembrane transporter activity. Gene Ontology annotation, cellular component: membrane. The coding region runs from base 1 to 1485 and encodes 494 amino acids. The transcript is spliced from 8 exons. The record is from RefSeq and is a predicted model, not a curated record. Gene Ontology annotation, biological process: transmembrane transport. Lineage: Eukaryota; Fungi; Ascomycota; Sordariomycetes; Sordariales; Chaetomiaceae.
AUGGCUCUCUCGGCCACAACCCCCGAUAGCAAUGGUCAACUGUCUUCCCAGACAGGGGUGCCCGUUAUAACGAGCCUUCGAGAUAAUAGUACCCCAAACACCAAGGCUGGCCAAAAAGGCACUGAAUCAGACGAAACGCCGGCGGGGGUGGAGGUGCCUGAGCAACCUGUUUUCCGAGAAGGGGGCUAUGGCUGGGUGGUUGUCCUUUCCGUUUUGCUCGUCAAUGCCCAUACCUGGGGUCUUAACUCGUCAUAUGCCGUCUUCUUAGCCUAUUACUUGCGAUCGGGCACCAUUGAGGGUGCCUCACCCCUUGGAUUUGCUUUUGUGGGCGGCUUGUCCAUAUCAAUAGCCCUGCUGGUGUCUCCGAUAGCCACAUGGUGCAUUGGCAAGUUUGGGACCGCUUCCACCUUACGAGUCGGCGUCCUAUUUGAGGCUGUAUCCUUCAUUGGGGCCUCGUUCUCUUCUCACAUUUGGCACCUGCUCCUGAGCCAGGGCAUCUGUUUCGGUCUCGGGCUCGGAUUUAGUUUCACGGCUACUGUCGGUGUCGUCCCCCAAUGGUUUACCAAACGACGCUCGUUCGCGAACUCGGUCGCCACCAGCGGCUCUGGUUUUGGGGGUCUCACCUAUGCGCUAGCGACUAAUGCCAUGAUAUCGAACCUUGGGCUCGCUUGGGCGUUCAGAGUCUUAGCCAUUCUGGCCUUUGUGGUGAACGGCGCAUGCAGUCUGAUUCUGCGUGACCGAAAUAAGGCUGUGGGAGCUGUCCACAUCCCCUUCCAUCUGGAUCUGGUCAAGCGUCUUGAGUUUUGGCUCUUCGUUGGCUGGGGGUUCUUCAGUAUGUUGGGCUAUGUUAUUGUCGUUUUCUCUAUCACCGACUAUGCCCAAUCCGUGGGGUUUACUGCAAGCCAAGGAUCAAUUGCUUCCGCCAUUUUCAACCUAUCACAGGGUAUUGGCAGACCCCUCAUCGGCUUAGCUAGCGAUCGGUUUGGAAGGAUCAACGUCGCCGGCCUCGGUACCUUGACAGCCGGAUUAGCUGCCUUCUUCCUGUGGAUCUUCGCGGGCAAAUAUUUUGCCGGCCUCAUUAUCUAUGUUCUUUUCGGCAUGUUCGCUGGCAUCAUAUGGCCUUGUGUUGCCCCUGUCGGAGCAGAAGUUGUGGGCUUACAGUUGCUGCCCUCUGCCUUGUCGAUAUACUGGAUCGCGCUGGUCCCGCCAUCCACAGUUGCAGAAGCGGUGGGGCUCAGCUUGAAGACUUCAGGGAUCAACGCCUAUCUUAACGUUCAAGCCUUUACCGGGACAAUGUAUAUCGCCUCAUUCACAUCUUUAUGGCUCUUGAGGAGCUGGAAAGUGCAUCAAUUGAAGUUGCUAGGGUUGGACGAGAAGCAGAAAAUGGGAGAAGUGCAGGCCGCCGGUACUGGAGAGGUGUUGCAAGGUGCGGCAAGGGAAACGGUUGGAUACUUGCGUAACUUCAUCACGGUUACAAAGGUUUGA